GCCCAGCCCCCUGUGGCCCCCGCCGGAGCCGACAAACGCGCGGAGCUGCUGACGACCCUGUUGGCCCAGCAGGCGACAUCGAUGGGGGCCCCGACUCAGAGCGGCGGUCGCCUACCAGACGCACUGCCGCUCCGGGCGGGCGACUGGCGCGACGACGAGCUUGGCGAGAGCACUGGCAUGCGACUUGGCGGCGCGCGCGGCGCUGCCGCCCUGAGGCCGUUCCGACGUCAGGUCCAGAGCAGCCCCCAGGCCGCCCCCGUCAUGGCCAGGCGGGAUUGCCAGCUCAACAUGACGGGUGCCGCGAGCGAGGCGGGCAUGAGCGACUCCAUGAUCGGCUACGCCAAGGACACGCGGGCCUCCGGGGACGCGGGGCGGAAGCUGGCGUCGGCCGCCGCACCGAGGGCCGAGGGGGGCGGAGAAAAGGGGGGGAGCUCAAGGAGGCUGGUGGGCGGCAGCAAUUCGAUGGACGUGGGCAUCCGCUGGGGCUUUGGCCUGAUCCGCCGCCUGCGCGGGCUUCGCACCGCCUUCGGCGCCUUCGUCCGCUCCUCCAUGCACGCCGCUGGGUCCCAGGAGGUUGCGACUCCUGCCGCCGGUCUGCUGCCCUGCCCCCCGCCCUUCGGGUGGGCUGCUGGUGCCCCCCCGCGGGGCGUGCGCGCUCGCAGGCGAUGGCUUUGCACUCACGUCGGGCACAUGUGGGUCAACGCCGUCGUUCUCGCGCUCUCCCACCUGCACCUGGGCGAGUCGCGGAGCUGCCCGCCGCGUGCCCGUGCGGGGAGGCCCCUCAGUUCGUCUCAGGCCGAGAUGGCGUCCAGGCUGAGGAGGCUUGUGCGACCGAUGUGCGGGCCCCUGCAAUGGCAAGGUGGCCGCAUGGAGAAGGCCGACGCGCUGCUCGACUAUCUCCUGGAUGCGAUGCAUCUCCCCCUGGGCGCCGCGGCGCCCUCUCCUGACUGCGAGGGGGCGACCAUCGACCCGAGCAAGGCUCCCUUCGCCAAGGCCGAGUGCCACUUCGACCCCCUGGCGUUCCUGGCUCCCUUCUCCGCCGCCACGUUCCUGGAGCCGCGGCUGCUGGCGCGGGAUGGGCCGGGUGCCGACCCUCUGGCGCGCACGGUCGGGCCUCCGACCCGGCCCGCUCCGGCGAGGCCGGCCCGCCAGGCGGGCAAGCCUGGCGACCUCCUCCAGUACCUGAAGCAGCGGGACGACGUGGGGCGACUGGAGCUGGUCGACGUGACCGACUCCCCGCAGGCCCUGCGAGGUACCUUGUUCCCCGUGUUCAAGGACGCCAACACGCAGAGGGUCGUCUUCAAUCGCAUCGCUCGCAACUCGGCUGAGCUGCCGCUGGGUGGCUUCUCCAGACUGACCCCGAGCGCCGCCGCGCUGGUGGACCUGGAGGUGCCGGCGGGCUUCGUCCUGCGCGUCUGGGCGGACGACCUCCAGGACUUCUAUCCCGCCUUUGACUGCGCGUACGACAUGGCCUGCACCAACGACGUGGCGCCCCCCCUCCCGACGAGGCUCUACGAUGGUUUCGCAGCGCUGGACCGGCUUCGGAGGCGCUGCCGUCGUGAGGGUCGCGAGCUUCCCGAGAAAGUUGUUCCCUGCCACGGCGGCCUGAUUAUGGGGGGCCUGAACGCUCCCGACUGGGCGUGCGAGUCCCACAUGCGGCUGCUCGCCCACGCUGGCAGCUUUCCCCCAGAGCGGCGAGUGCUGAACCGCCACCUCGCCCCCGAGGGGUCUGCUUGGGAGGGCGUCGUGCUGGGCGACCACUUCGGUCUGGCGGUCGACGCUCCAGGCUCGCGGGAAGCUCGGCGAGCGAUCGAGGAGUCCUUCGCACGUGCGCGCGAGGGCUAUGCCAAGGCUGGCCUCAGGGUCAGCGCGGGCAAGGAGGUGAAGGACGCGGCGGAGGCGACGGUCAUCAGGGCAGAGCUCCUGGGCCACGACCGGCUCGUCGGCGCCUCACGCACCCGCAGGCUGGCGUUGGCCUGGAUGGGCCUGUCCAUGGCCCGAGGUCGACGCUCCACUACGCUCGGGCUGCAGAGGUUCUUUGGCAUGGGGCUUUUUGCCGCGCUGUUCCGGCGGCCGACCCUGUCGCUCCACUACUGCUACAAGGAGGUCGACGUCGGCCGCGACCCGCACGAGGUGUUCGACCUGAGCAGCGCGGCCUGCAACGAGUGCGCUCUGUUCGCGGUUCGCCUCCCGCUGAUGGCCACCGACCUCUCCGCAGGGUGGGGGCCGCAUGUUCUGGCCUCGGACGCCUCGCAUCUGGCCGGAGCGUCCGUCAAGACGCGCCAGCGCGAGCAGCGAGGCGCUCGCACAUGGCUCUACCCCUCAGGCUGGGCUGCCCUUGCCAACCCCGAGGACGGCGCCGUCCUGCAAGACAUGGAGGAGGAUGCCGCACCACUCCCUGGUGUCGUUGACCCGACGGCCUCGCUGAUCGAGUACUUCGACGUGCUGGAGCUCUGCUGCGGGGAGGAGGCCCGCCUCGUGGGCUACCUCGCGGACCGGGGCCUGCGCACAGGCCCGAGGAUAGACAUCAAGUGCCACAAAUACUGGGACCUGGUCGACUCACGCCUGGCGGAGUGGGUAGUAUGGCUGAUCUGGCAGAGGCGCGUCAAGAUGACUAUAUCACAGGUUCCAUGCACCAGCUUCUCCAUCGCGAAGCACCCGAGGCUCAGGUCCCGGAUGCGGCCCUGGGGUUUCGACCCAUCUUCGACUCCGACGCGUCUGGGGAACGUUCUCUUCAGGGUGGGCAUGCUGGCGCUGUUCGCCCAUCUCCUCUCGGGCCACGGUGCCGGCCUGCGCGAGCACCCCCUGACGGCCUACUCCUGGUGCACGCACAUCGUCGAGUUUCUGCUGACGCACGAGCGCACGGUCUUGGAGGGCGGCCUGACCCCCAAAGCCGCGCUCUACCCGCACGGCUUCUGCGCCGAGCUGUCCAAGCUGAUCGCCGACAACCUGGACGGACAGACUCCGCCGCCGCCGGCGGAGAGCUCGGCGCCUGCUGGAGCGUUCGAGGCCCUCUGGCUGAACAACUACGUCGGCUUCGCGCCCUGGCAGCUGCACUGCCACCGCCUCUUCCGCAAACCCCUCCACAUCAACUUGCUGGAGAUCGACGCGGCCUGCGACGCGGUGGGCGAGCAGGGCCUUCGGUUCCCUGAUUGCAAGCACAACCUCCUCCUGGACUCCCGCGUCUCGAUCGGGGCCAUCAGCAAAGGCCGCUCCUCAUCGACUGCGAUCAACAAGCUCUUGAGAAGGAGGGCCCCGUUGCAGCUGGCCACGGGCUCCUACGUCGGAUGCCACUUCGUGCCGACGCGACUGCAGCCAGCCGACGCCCCGUCGCGCACGCUCCGCGACCCGGCGAGCGAUCUGGCCCGAGAGGCCGAGGCUCCGUCUCCCGCUCCGAGCUGGCUGGCCGGCCUCGAGGCUGGGGACGCCUCAGCCUUCCGCGCUUGGGCUGCGCUCCCGCUGCAGCGCCGGCAGCAGUCGCGGUGGGCCUGGCUGCUCUGGUGGCGCGGGCUCCUGCGGCUCGCCCCUCGACCGCGGGCGCGCGACCCCGCGCUGGACUUCCCGGGCGAGGGCCCGCGCGGCGGAGGCGGCGCGCCGAG
Molecule: messenger RNA, 3599 nt
Organism: Prorocentrum cordatum
Lineage: Eukaryota; Dinophyceae; Prorocentrales; Prorocentraceae
Source: the annotation of a GenBank genome assembly